ACUGCUCUGGGCGGCACGCAGUGCCCCAGUCGCACCAACCACCAAACAGCUGACGAGUACGAGUACACACACGUGAACGCCUGCAUUUCGUCAAAAUGCAGUUCCGUUGACACUUGUACAUUUUUGUGCUUUUGAAAUUAGUGAGCAAGGGAAAGAAAUUUGAGGAUAGAUCUGCUCUAAUAGUUCUACAUCUGCGUCCAUUCUAAAAGGUAUUCUCUACCUCACUAUGGGGGAGACAUCAAAUGAUAAAUUGCCGUCGCAAGAAAUGGAAAAUCCGAAAAAGAAACUGCCUCAGAAGAAAUACUAUCGACAAAGGGCACAUUCAAACCCAAUUGCUGACCACUGCUUUGACUACCCAGUCUGUCCUAGUGAAAUGGAUUGGUCUGAAAUGUACCCAGCAUAUUUUGGUGAAUCUUCCUUAGAAGGAUCGAAUGUGAACAACAGCAAAAGGGUAGAAUUUGCUGAUGUUGGCUGCGGGUAUGGAGGUUUGCUAGUUACUUUAUCAACUAUGUUCCCUGAGUCGCUUAUGGUGGGCAUGGAAAUUCGAGUGAAGGUCUCAGACUAUGUAAUGGACCGAAUUGCUGCCCUAAGAACACAACAUCCUGGGCAGUAUCAAAAUAUUGCAUGCCUGCGAACUAAUGCUAUGAAAUAUUUACCUAACUUUUUUGAAAAAGGACAACUGACGAAAAUGUUCUUCUUGUACCCUGAUCCCCAUUUCAAAAAAGCCAAACAUAAGUGGCGAAUCAUCAAUAAAACUUUACUUGCUGAGUAUGCAUACGUUUUAGCUGUAAAUGCCAUUGUGUACACUGUGACUGAUGUAGAGGAUUUGCACUUGUGGAUGAAACAGCACUUUGAAGAACACCCUCUUUUUGAGCCUAUAACAGAGGAAGAAAAGGUAUCGGAUCCAGUUAUAGAAAAACUUUUCUCAAGUACAGAAGAAGGUCAAAAAGUUGAUCGCAACAGUGGGUCCAAAUUUCUUGCUGUAUUUCGUAGAGUUGCUGAUCCAUAUAUGUCAAAUGAUGGAUCCUAACAUUUAAAACAAAGAAAAAUGAAGAAAGAACUAAAAUUAAUUUGCAAUUUAAUGUUAUGUUUUCUGACAAUAUAUUCUCUACAUUAAAAAAA
Molecule: messenger RNA, 1122 nt
Organism: Thrips palmi
Lineage: Eukaryota; Metazoa; Arthropoda; Insecta; Thysanoptera; Thripidae
Product: tRNA (guanine-N(7)-)-methyltransferase
Exons: 7
Coding region: 227-1030 (267 amino acids)
Biological process (GO): RNA (guanine-N7)-methylation; tRNA methylation
Cellular component (GO): tRNA methyltransferase complex
Molecular function (GO): tRNA (guanine(46)-N7)-methyltransferase activity
Source: RefSeq, a predicted model, not a curated record